Molecule: messenger RNA, 1515 nt
Organism: Rotaria sp. Silwood2
Lineage: Eukaryota; Metazoa; Rotifera; Eurotatoria; Philodinida; Philodinidae
Source: the annotation of a GenBank genome assembly
AUGUCUGCAUUUGUCGUUCUUAUCUUUGUUUUGAUAUUUCUUUUAUAUUGGAAGUUGAUUCGUCCAGGAAAACAGAUCUAUAAUGUACUACGAGAUCAAGGCAUACCAUGUGAGCCUUUUGUACCUUUUUUUGGUCAAUUACCUCGAUUGUAUCAGUAUCGAAAACAAAAUAAAAUAAUGAAAUUUCAUGAAGAAUUAUGUACAAAACAUGGUUCAAUAUUUAUGUUUAAUCUUGGUGUAUAUCCACGUCUUGUUGUGCAAGAUGCUGAUUUAAUCAGUGAUAUACUUGGACGAGCACAUGCACAGAAUUAUUACAAACCGAUUGAUCUUAUUUGUCGUCUUAAACCACUUAUUGGUUUACAUAAUCUUUUAAUUAGUAAUGGAAAUGAACAUGAACGAGCAAGAACAAUGUUAAAUCCUGGUUUUUAUUCCGAAAAUCUUCGUUCAAUGGUAUCAAUUAUGACAGAUCAUACAUCUAAAACAAUUGACAGACUACUUGAAUCAUGUGAAGAAUCAAUUAAUUUACAAAAAGAACUUAGUUUUCUUACAUUAAAAAUAAUUGCAUCAAGUGCAUUUGGUGAAAAUAUUGAAACAAUGACUGAUGCAACAGAAAUUGUUUGUGAAGCAUUUAUUGCAGCAUUAGAUGCUAUUAUUAAUCGAACAUUAUUAUUAAUAGAUCAAAUUCCAUUGUUUUCAAGAUUACCAUUUUGGGGUAAAGAUAUUGUUGAUAGAGGCUGUGAAAAAGCUUUAAAUUUUGUUGAACGUAUUAUUGCUGAUAGAAAACAAGGCCGUACAAAAAAUAUGUGUCAAGGUGCAGAUAUUCUUGAUUUACUUCUACAAGCUGUUGAUUGUCAUGGAAAACAUUUUACUGAUGAAGAAAUUCGACAAGAAGCAAUGGUCUUUGUUCUUGCUGGCCAUCAAUCAACAGGUGAUCUUAUGGCAUGGAUUAUGUAUGUAUUAAUGACAAAUCCAUCUGUAUUAUGUGCUUGUCAAGAGGAAGUUGAUCGAGUUUUACCAAAUGGUAUGAUUCCAACAUAUGAAAUAUUAAAUAAUUUAAAUGUUUGUGAAUCUGUUAUAUAUGAAACAUUACGUUUAUAUCCACCAAUACCAUAUUUUGUUCGUCAAUGUAUACGUGAACAUAUUAUUAGUAAUCCAGAUCAUCAAUUUUAUAUACCUGUUGAUGCAACUAUUCUAAUCAAUACAUAUUUAAUUCAUCGUCACCCUAAAUAUUGGCCUCGACCGCUUGAAUUUGAUUAUACACGAUGGAUGCGUCAUCCAAUCACAGGGUUCAGACCUAAAUUGGCUCAUCCUUACUGUUAUUUACCGUUUGCUUCAGGACCACGUAAUUGUAUUGGUCAAAAUUUUGCAUUACUUGAAGCAAAAGCUAUAUUAGCUAUGUUCAUUCAACGAUGUAAUUUUGAACUUCAGCCUAAAAAUCAAAAUAUUACGAUGGAUAUUCGAAUUACAAUGCGAUCAAAAUUUGGAUUAUUUAGUAAAAUUACUAAAAGACGGUGA